GGUGGAAAAAUUUUCCCAAAUUUUUUUUGUCCCCUCUCUUUCUCCUUUACGAAAACAAUAUCCCUUUGAAAAAAAAAACCACAAUUCAUUCCUCUGCCCUCGUCUCUCUCUCUCUUCUCCUAGUUUCUGGUUUCUUUCUUCGCUCCUUAUCUCAUGGGGAUACAAUUUGGGUUUGGCGGAAUCUAUCCCAAUUUUGUUCGGUUUUGACAAAUUAAAUCUUUUUUUCUUCUAAGUCUUCGAUACACCAAAAUAGACAAACAAAAACCUUUCCUUUCGUCUCUCUCUCUCCCUCGCCGAUCUAAGCGAUCCAUGGGGUUCUUCUAGGGUUCUUACGGAGGCUACAGUUCGGGUUAGGGUUUGGAAUUCCUAAGGUCGCUCCUGCUCUCACAUGAUUUCGAUGGUUGGAGAUAGCGUCAUUGUUUAAACGGCGGAGGAGGCACAUAAGAAGUGAGUGGCUCUUCAGAUAUAAACUUAAAUCUGGUCAGAAGAGAGACCAACAUGAGGAGGUGUGAAGAGCUUGAAUUGGUUUUCCAGCAAGAAGGAAGAGUCGUUGAUGAUUUGUUAAGCUUAGAAAAGUUUUUGAGGGCUAUGCCAGUUGUUGACUUGGAAAUGCCAACACUUUGCCUUAUUGGAGCACCAUUGUUGGUCCGCAGUCUUUCAAUAGGGAUGCCUGAGAAGAAUUCUGAUGGGUCACAUCGUUUUGACCUACCAACGAUUUCAGAUGACAUAUAUAUCCCUAGGCUUCUCAGGAGACGUGAUGAGGAUAGGAAUGAUCUAGAGAAGCUAACUCCCAUCUACCCACCGCGGUUCUAUAUGUUCAUGACCUAUCUAGAAAAGAUAACUCUUGCUGUACUCAAUCACAGAGCACUUAAGCAUCCAAAUAUCAUCCGAUUCAAAGAGAUAAGCGCCUUGGAUGAUUUCAAGGAUCUCAAUCUAGCACAAAGAUAUGAGGAACAAGAUAUGAGGAACAAGAAGAAAGUAAAGGAGAAGGUUGUCCUUAUGAUCAGCAAGAAGAAAGGAAAGGAGAAGGUUAUACUUUGUAAAAUUUGUUUUGCUAUGAUGUAUGUCUUUAUGAUUAUGUGUGUAAGACAUAUUUGGAUGAUUAAUGAAAUGAUUUUUUGAACUUAAUUUCAAAUAUAAAGUAAUCUAACU
Molecule: messenger RNA, 1152 nt
Organism: Thlaspi arvense
Lineage: Eukaryota; Viridiplantae; Streptophyta; Magnoliopsida; Brassicales; Brassicaceae
Source: the annotation of a GenBank genome assembly